This is a messenger RNA of Sitophilus oryzae (rice weevil), 831 nucleotides long. RefSeq lists its product as uncharacterized. The coding region runs from base 1 to 831 and encodes 276 amino acids. The transcript has 4 exons. NCBI's taxonomy places the organism in Eukaryota, Metazoa, Arthropoda, Insecta, Coleoptera, Curculionidae. The record is from RefSeq and is a predicted model, not a curated record.
AUGUAUGUUUACGAUGCCUAUAUGUUUGUGGUCGGUAAUAGAGAUCUCUUUGCAGGCUUUGUUAGUGAUCCCAGCUAUUUGGCUGAAGGAUGCUCCAUGCAGGAGAUUGCUUGGGGCUAUAGACUUGGAAAGGCCACUGUCCAUAUAAUUAUUAAAGAAACUUGUGGUGUAUUGUGGGAAAAAUUACAGCCUUUAGAACUACCCAAUCCCACAAAAAAAAAGACACCAACCACAGCUGCCGACUGGCUAAAUAUAGCAAAAGACUUCGAAAGCACAUGCAACAUCCCUAACGUUAUUGGUGCCAUGGAUGGCAAGCACAUUGUUUUUAGAGCUCCAAAAAUUGAUGGUUCAAUGUGGGGAGUUAAUGGGAGAGUUUCCGAUGGUGGAGUAUAUUGUCAGUCGACAUUAGCAAAAGCUAUAGCACAAAACUAUUUAAAUAUUCCGGAGGAUAGAUGUCUACCUGGAAGAAAUAAAUUAGUUCCACAUGUUAUUUUGGCUGAUGCAGCUUUUCCCCUUGGUGAACACAUUAUGAAGCCCUAUCCAUUCAGAAAUUUGACUAAUGAACAGAAGAUAUAUAAUUACAGACUGAGUCGUGGUAGGCGAGUAGUGGAAAAUGCUUUCGGAAUUUUGGCCAACCGUUUUAGAAUAUCUUUAACAACCAUAAAUUUAAGUGCUCAAAAAGUUCAAAUUAUAACUUUGGCAGCGCGUGUUCUUCACAGUUCUUUGAGUGCCGAAAACCUAUACAUGGUAAAUGACGAUGGAGAGAUUGAUGAUUCUUAUGUUUUUAAAUAUGGUUUAUCUCAACAAAGCGGUAACAGAGCUAAAGACUGA